Molecule: messenger RNA, 6057 nt
Organism: Scomber scombrus (Atlantic mackerel)
Lineage: Eukaryota; Metazoa; Chordata; Actinopteri; Scombriformes; Scombridae
Gene: eps8a
Product: EGFR pathway substrate 8a, signaling adaptor
Exons: 21
Coding region: 212-2668 (818 amino acids)
Biological process (GO): Rho protein signal transduction; positive regulation of ruffle assembly; regulation of Rho protein signal transduction
Cellular component (GO): ruffle membrane; plasma membrane; vesicle
Molecular function (GO): actin binding
Source: RefSeq, a predicted model, not a curated record
GCUGCAGCUGCGUUUUACUCGCAAUUCAAAGUCAAGUGUAGUUUUUUUUAUAGGAGUCAAAUCUCCACAAACCAACUCCUGCAGCCGAGGAACAGCUCAGUUUAUCGGAUAUAAAGUGUCCAUCGGAACCGUGUGUGUGGAGCUCUCAGUGUGUUUGUGCCAUGUUGUUCUGACGGAUUACACCUGCAGCUGCCGUCCUCCCUGAAGCAGGAUGAACGGGUAUGAAGCUCCGUCUCUCGCCUCGGGCAUCUUCAGCUCCUACGACGACCAGAAUGGUCUGGACUCUCCUGAACCUCCCAAACAUAAAGCCAAGUCUGGUGCCAAAGCUCUGUACGAACAAAGAAAACAUUACACCAAAAACAGCAUCAACAGCCUGACGGACACAUCGCAGUACCAUGUGGAGCAUCUGACGACGUUCGUGUUGGACCGUAAAGACGGGAUGAUCACCGUGGACGACGGGAUCCGCCGGCUCCGCCUGCUGGACGCUAAAGGGAAGGUGUGGACUCAGGAGAUGCUGCUGCAGGUGGAGGAGAAGACGGUCAGCCUCAUCGACCAGGAGAUGAAGAACGAGUUGGAGAACUUCCCGGUGGGGACGAUCCAGCACUGCCAGGCGGUGAUGAACGCCUGCAGCUACGACUCCAUCCUGGCUCUGGUGUGUAAAGACUCGGGUCAGACCAAAGCCGACCUCCACCUGUUCCAGUGUGAUGACAUCAAGGCGAAUCUGAUCCAGGCGGACAUCGACAGCGCCAUCAUCGAUGCCAAAGGCGGGAAAGUGAAGAAGAGGCCGGAGGCGCUGAAGAUGAUCCUGAAGAGUGACGGCGCCAUCCCUCCGCCCCCGGCUGCUCCCGCCCCCGAACCGCCGGCGACGGCCAAUCAGGUGGACGUAAAGAGCCGAGCGGCCGCCUGGUCGGCCUGGACCAAUGAGCAGCAAGACUACGAGAAGCAGAGACAGCUGCUGGACGAGGACGGAGCGCUGGAGAUGACGGCCGGCCGAGUGGACCGAGACGUGCAAAUCCUGAAUCACAUCCUGGACGACGUCGAGUUCUUCGUCACCAAACUGCAGAAAGCUGCCGAAGCUUUCAACGAGCUCAGCAAGAGGAAGAAGACCAAGAAAGGGAAGAAGAAAGGUCCAGGAGAGGGCGUCCUCACUCUGCGCUCCAAACCGCCCGGCGAGGACGAGUUCGUCGACUGUCUGCAGAAGUUCAAACAUGCCUUCAAUCAGCUGGGGAAACUGAAGGAUCACAUCCAGAACCCGAGCGCUGUGGAGUUGGUCCACUUCCUGUUCAACCCUCUCAGGAUGGUGAUCCAGACCGGCGGUGUGGAUCUGGCCCGCAGCGUUGUUGUUCCUCUGCUGACCAGAGAAGCCAUCGACUUCCUUCACGUGUCGGGGAACGCGGAGGAGAGACACCUGUGGGUGACGCUGGGAGAAGGUUGGACCAAAUGCAGGUUGGAGUGGCCAAAGGAUCAUUACUUCCCCCCCUGUGUGCUGAGGUUUCGGGACGGCUGGGAGCCUCCAGCGUUGCCGCCGGCGACCCAAGAGCCGGACCUGAGUCAGCUGGCCGAGAGCCUCGCCAACGCCCAGAGACAAGAGGAGCUGAGGAUGCGAUUGGAUCAGGAGUCGGGGCUGCAGAAGUUCUCUCCUACAGACGGGUACGCCUUCAGCUCCGCCUACAAACGCAUGCAGAUCCUGGACCAGGACUCGGCCAUGGCCGCCUUCAAACAGGCCAUCAGCCGCCGAGUGGACCGAAGCUUUGACGGUGACAGCAGAGGCCAAUCAAAACUGUUUGCCAAAUCUAAAUACGACUUUGUGGCGAGAAACAACACGGAGCUGUCGGUGCUCAAAGACGAAGUCGUCGAGGUGAUCGAUGACAGGAAGCAGUGGUGGAAGGUUCGUAACGGCGGCGGGAUGAUCGGCUACGUACCGAACAACAUCCUGGAAGUCACGAAAGCCGUGGACAUAACGGGCCGAGGAGAACCGAUCUACAGCCACACAAUACAGAAACAGACAACGAGGACGGAUUUCAUCCCCAGUAACCCAGCAGCGACCCCGAUGCCUCCUACGCCUCCUCCGGCUCCCGCCAGGCUCCCGACGCCGCCGCUGCCUCCUCCGGCCGCCGAGCCCCCCCGACCGAUGGCCAGCAGCAGCUCGGUGAGCCGGCAGAACAGCUCCACGUCCAGCGAUAACGGGAGCGUUGCUAUGAGAGACCAUAGCAACCAGAGACCCGCCGCCUUCAACCGCAGGAAGUCCAACAUGGAGGAUGUUCAGGACGAGCUGAUGCACAGACUGACGCUCGGUCGCAGCGCUCAGAAGAAGUUUCCCGCUUCUUCUCGCAGCAGCAACAACCUGCAGUCUGUUAACAUCUCAUACGACUCGACCGCUGAUGAUGUUAAAGCCUGGUUAGAGGCCAAAGGCUUCAGCCCUGUCACCAUCACCAGCCUGGGCGUGCUGACCGGCGCUCAGCUCUUCUCUCUGAACAAAGAGGAGCUGAAGACGGUUUGUCCCGACGACGGCGCUCGAGUCUUCAGCCAGGUCACCGUGCAGAAGGCGGCGCUGGAGAAGAGUUCAGGCUCUGAGCUCCAGCAGAUCAUGAGGAGGCGGCAGGAGAAACUAGCAGCCAGCACCUGCGAUUCAGGGGUGGAGUCUUUUGAUGAAGGCAGCACCCACUGAGCUCCUCCUCCUUUCCUUCCUUUUUCCUCCUUUUACUUUAUUUUUUAUUUCUUUUCUUGCUGUCUUUCUCGCACUCUUUGACCCUCAGGCGGCGGCCGACCACGCAGAGUUCGUGGAGAUAAUGCGGCGCCGGCAGGAAAUCCUCAGCUCGUCUCCAUAGCAACGCCCUCACCAGAUAUUCUGCCACGUUUGCCUGAAUGAAGCUCAUGUGAACACUUCUCUGGGAUUCUCUGGGUGAUAUUGUCUUUUUUUGAACAGCUGCUCAAGUAGCUCGUUUCCCAAAGCAAAAAAAACCUCUCAGUAUUAAAUGUAGGAGAACGGCUGCUAAUGUUUGUUAGCUUCAGUUUGUGCUUCAGAUGACUUAUUACAUUUGAGUCGCAGCGCUCAGCAGUUGUUUGAUUAAAGAUCUCCAAAAAACGAGAAAGUUUCAAGGUAUUUCAGGAAUCCUCAAAGACUUUGAGCCAUGGGGACAUAAAAAGAAUCAGUUGAAUAAAUGAUGGAAAGAUUUGAACCUUUUUCCCAAAGUUGUAAACAAUCAAAAGUGACAAAUCUCAUGUGAAAAACAAACUUUAAAUGUAUCUGUAUUAAUUUAAUUAUCCUGAGAAAACAUCAGUCUUAACUACUCAUCUCUUCAUCUUAAGAUAAUGGAAUAAAAAGAAAAUACUUAUCUAGUAUCUUAUUAAAUUAAUGAGCAUGUAAGAUGUACCUGAUAAUAAAACUUUUGGCUCGUUGCAAGUUGGGAAAUAGAUUAGAAAUCAUUUUAGUCGUACAGCAGAAACGAUGUGUUUAAUGCUGCGUUAACUUUGACCUUGUUGGAGCUGGGAUGACAUCACAAACCAGUUUAAGAAGUCAAAAAAACCUGUUAAAGCCACGUUAGAAACUGACAGUAACAUCAUAGCAUCAUGUUUGCAGAUAGAAGUAGGACUCAUAGCAUCAUGUUUGCAGAUAGAAGUAGGACAGUGUUUAGUAUAGGAAUCAUUUAAUGCUAAUAAACACUGUUUUACAACUUAAACACUAUCGUAGUGCAGGAUGAGGCUCGUUCCAGUUGAAAUUUGUAGCUUGAAACUUGGAAGUUCAGAUUUCCAAGUUCAACUGGAACGCACCGAAAAAGCCCAGAAAGAUAUUUCCUGUGUCCAAGAUGCAAACUUUCUUCUGGAUGUUUUUUAUAAGCACAACACAAUACGUCUUAUUCCAAGAAAAUGGUCACAGUUAAUUAUCUGCUAUCUAAUAUGUGCAGAAUAGUGUUUAUAUCAGGUUAUAUUUCAUACACAAGUUUCUACAGUCGAGUCUUUGUGGAUUCUUUAAAUAUCUUCUGAGUUUUUUAAAGGUUUGAUUCUGAAGUUUAACUCUGUGACUUGAAUGUGAUGCAAAUAUCUGCAGCUGGUAAAUAAACUGAUGAGUUAUUGAGAAAACAAAAGAAAUGAAAAGCAUAGUGAAUGUUGGCCUGAAUAGAUUUAGCACAUAGAGACUGAUUAAUAUAAAUGUACAUGUCAAGAUGUUUGGAGGAUAAAGAGAAAUCUGAUAUUCUCCGUAUAUAUAUAUAUAUAUAUUAUUUCCUUUUUUUUUUCAAUGAUUAUUCCAGAAGUUGAAAUAAUAAAUAUAUAAAAUAAUAAAAAUGAAUCAUGUGAAAAAGCAAAGGGAAAAUUAUCUCCUUGAAAUGAAGAAGAACUUUAUUAUAAUGUUUAAUUUAUGAGCCAGCAGUGAUUUAGAGUUAGAGGCAUAAUCAUUAAGAAACAGACGAUUGAUUGAUUGAUUGAUUGAUGAUCAGCAUUUUUUGCACAAUAAGGAGAAAAAUCAGUUUAGUGUUUAAAUCAUUUUUCUGUUCAGAUGUUAAAAAUCUUCUUCUGUCAGUCACUUUUCUCCACCGGAUAGAUUAAAGUUACAGUUCGAUGUUAAAUUACAGACUGACUCUAAUAAUUCGUAGCACUUUUAAAGUUUUGUGGAUGAACCCUUAAACUUUCUGCACGUUAACCUGUCAGUGAGCUGUUUAAAGUGAUUCUCUACACAGAGAAUGAGAAGCUAAACUCCUCUGCUGCUCUCUUUCUAUUUGCUCUGCACUGAGCUGUUUAUUCAUGGUGAGUUUACUCUGUCCAUCAGUCAAGAAAUCAUCAAAAAUCUAAUUUAACCCUCCUGUCGUCUUCCCGGGUCAAAUUGACCCCAUCUCUUUUGACUGUUCCCUCCCUCCUUCCCUCCCUCCCUCCCUCCCUCCCUCCCUCCUUCCUUCCAUCUUUCCUUCCUUCCUUCCUCCUGUCCCUCCUUCCACCUUUCCUUCCUCGACCUGAGGAAAACAGGAGGGUUAAGUUGUCAGGAACAUUUCCACAAAUGUGCUUUCAGUCUGUCUGAUUGCUGUGAAUUGGUUAAUAGUAGCACAAUAAAACCUGAUGUUAGAAACACACCUAAUAAGAAUAAGCUAGAAUAACUAUAACAACAGGGCGGCUUCCUAUUGGUCAACUGCUCAAAUCCAUAGUUCAAAAUAAAUCAGCAGAAAUCAAGUUUAGAUUGAAAAGGAACUUUUCCACAUAUGUACUUUAACUCCCAGCAGGUGAAUUUGAUGCAUAAUGUCACAACUUCAAAUGCUGGUGACAGAAAGAGGAAGACAUAAAAAGCUUUUCUAACAGCAGAGCUUCUUAAAGGUGACUACUGUUGGAGGUCUGUCUUCCUUUUCUCAGCCCAUACUUACAGUAUAUUAAGAAGACAGGGUAGCCUUUUUCGGUGUCCGUGCUUCGGUUGACGUGCACAGGUGGACGUGCUUGUCUUUACCCUAGAACGGCUGCGCUUGAAAGCUGCGCUUCAAGUCAUGCCACCCUCUAUGUACCAUGACUAGUAAUUUAUUCCAGCUGUUCUGUAUAAGGACUGAUUACACCCACAGCACGCCCACACACAAGAAAGGACUUACCAAUUACGGGGAGUGUACUUCCAAAUAGCAAUACUGGGUCCAGAGUCAAACCAGCAGUCCUAACUUACACUAUGUACUGUAAACACUUGCAUACAUACAGACGGGCCCAGUAAACUCUCUACUCACUGUCAUAUUGAUUGUAUUGACUAUGUUUUACACUUCUGCACUUAUUAUGUUUCUGGAGAUAUUUCCUUAGUCGACUGUAAUGAUUGUGAAAAGUGGACAAAAUAAAAAGUAUGAAACUGUAGCACAACACUAAUAUUAUAAUAACACUGUAACAACACUAAUGAUUAAUGCUGAGUAGUUUAACAGCUGGUGGAUGAUCGCUGUUGUUAAUGACAACAGAUUAAGUCUGUUUUUAGUUUCUAGAAGCCAAUCAGAUGAAGAAAUGUUAGUGACAAUUUGACAGAAAUAAAAAAAGCAUUUGUAUGUGUAUAGUUUUCAUGGUGCCUUUUCCAUAUAAAUCUGCUCAUUCUGCAAUAAAACAUUUACA